CUCCCCCUCCCCCUCCUCCUCCUCUUUCGUGGCUCCGUCACUCGGGAGAAGGAAACGAAACCGCGGAUCCCCUUCCCGUGUGAACGAACGCCUCUCUCUCGAUCCGGAUCAGAGGAUCAGAGGGACCCGCUUCCCGGUUGGGAGCCCCACAAGGAGCAGCAGGAAGGGAAGGGGAAAGGGAAAGGGAAAGGGAAAGGGAAAGGGAAAGGGAAAGGGGCUUUGUUCUCCAAGGGCAUGGAGGAGGAUUUCCAGUUCCUGAGAUGCCAGGCGUGCAAGAAGGAGGCCAAGGACCCCAAGCUCUUGCCUUGCCUGCACACCUUUUGCAUGGAAUGCCUGCACGAGAGCAAGCCCAUCGGCCAGUGCCCCUCUUGCAAGGUGGCCAUCCAGAGGCAGGGCGGGGCCCCCGUCCAGGACAACCUGCUCUUUGCCCACCUGCAGGCCAAGCUGACCACCUACCGGAAGAUUGCCGACAGCCAGGACUUGGUGUGCGACCGCUGCCAAGGGGAGGCCGGGUUCUGGUGCUCCGAGUGCGAGGAGUUCCUCUGCCAGGCGUGCUACGACGCGCACCAGUGGUACCUGAAGCAGAAGAGCCACGAGGCCCAAAAGCUGAGCGACGUGAAGAGCGAAACGGCCCUGAGCUUCCUGGAGGGGACGCGGAGGUCCAGCCGCUUCUUCUGCUCGGACCCCGCCCAUAGCGACCAGCUCGUAAGCCUCUAUUGCCGAGGAUGCCGCAAGCCUUUCUGCUGCUCCUGCGCCAUUCUGGACAGCGAACACUACGGCGCCAAGAUGUACUGCGACAUCCGGACGGAGAUCGAGAACCGGAAGGAAGACCUGGGCCGGAUGAAGGAGCUGCUGUCGGAGAAGAAGAAGAGCUUCGAGGAGACCUGCCAGUCCAUCCACGAGAGGCUGCGGGAGAUGGAGAAGGUGCGCAACGCCACCCGGGAGCAGAUCCAAGCCCAGGUGAAAGAGAUGACGGACUGGGUCCAGGCGAAGGGGGAGGAACUCCUGGAGAAGGUGGAGAGGAGGCUCCGCCAAGAGCGCGAGGACGUCGAGAGGAAGCUGCAGAGCGCGGAGAGCGUGGUCCAGAGGAUGGAGACCAGCGAGCAGUUGGUGGAGAAGAUGAACGCCUUCGCGUCGGACCAAGAGGUGAUGGACCUGCACCCCUUCAUCCAGGAGUCUUUGGAGGACCUCCGCGGGGUGGCCGUGCCGGCCGUGGGGUUCCAGGCCCAGAUGGAGAACUUUGCAGACGUCAAGAGCGAGCUCCGGCUUCUCUGCAGGAGAGUCAAAGGAGAGGAGGAUGGAGUUGGUUGCACGGAGCCUGCUUAUCUCCCGACUCUUCCGGUGGUCAAUUCGGAGGAGAACCCGGCAGGGCGGCCUCAGGGGAUGAAGAUGGUCACGCCCAUGUACACCAUCAGCCUGGCCAAGACGCUCCAUGGAUUGGUCCCGUCCAUCACGUCCCCGCUGAAGCGCUCCCUCAACCACAGCGAGAAGAGCGUGCAAGCCUCCGCCAAGGCUCUGAAGCUGGAGGACGGUGAAGGUGAGGCUGGGGAGACCUCCAGCAGGUACGUCCAGGAGGUCCCUCGGAGCGCGCGGCCUCCUCCUCCUUCUCCUCCUCAAAGCUCCACCCCGAAGAAAGAGCGGCGAGAAGACGUCCCUUCCGUGGAGAUGGUGGAGAACUCUUCACACGGGGAUGGCGACGAAGAGCCCGCCAGCAUCAUGAUCAGCAGCUCCGAGGAAUCUGAAGAUGGCUUCAUGUGAGCGCCUCUUUCUUUCUUCUCAACGACCUCCUUGACCUCUGAGUUGGGCGGACCGAGGGACCGUUCUCCGAGGCCGAGCUUGGCCGAGUUCUCCACGCCCCGAAGACUUCCAAGAAUCACCAAGAAUCUUCUCCCGUCUCUUCACAGCCCUGGUUUUGGUGGCCUUGGUGUGAGUCAGGCCACCAGUGUGGCCAGGCAACGACUGGUCAGCAAGCAACUACUGGUCAGCAGGUCACAAAUGCUCCUUUUUAAGAGUGAAUAAGGAAAAAUAAGGCAUCCCCUGGAAAUAAG
Messenger RNA from Anolis sagrei ordinatus, 2048 nucleotides. It is a transcript of the gene PML, whose product is annotated as PML nuclear body scaffold. The record is from RefSeq and is a predicted model, not a curated record. Gene Ontology annotation, molecular function: zinc ion binding; ubiquitin protein ligase activity. Gene Ontology annotation, cellular component: PML body. NCBI's taxonomy places the organism in Eukaryota, Metazoa, Chordata, Lepidosauria, Squamata, Anolidae. Gene Ontology annotation, biological process: protein monoubiquitination.